CUCACGACGGACGUGUUUUGUUUCGUGUGUGUAUUUCGGUGUUUAUUUUGACCAAUUUUUUACCAUUUUCUGCCUUUUUUACGUUAUAUUUUGACGCAUUUACUACAAAUUCUCACGAGAAUUUCAUCGAUAAAAUACCUAAACUUUAUUCUACUUGAUCGAGCCAAAUUUAUGACGAUCAAAACUCGCCGCCCAAAAAAAUUUGGAAUUGUUUAUUUUGAUUAAUUUACUCGCUGUCUGGAGUAAAAUUUACUAAAACGAAUUAAAAUAAAUAAAUAAUUAAAUAAAAGUGAACAAAUAAAAACAAAUUUAAAAAAAAAUAAAAUAACCGGCAAAGGAAUUUUAUAUAUCGACACAUCACUUGAUCGUGAAUCGUGUUAAUUCCAUUUCGUUGAAUAUUUAUAUUUUAUGAGUUUAUAAGAAGAGAAAAAAAGUGAAUUGUACUCAUAAUAAUAAUCAAUUGGGUGCGGCUAAAAAAACAUACAAAAAAAUAAGAUUGUUAGUAAUAAACAGCGAUAAAAGUGAACACAAAAGUGGGAGAUAACAAACAAUUAAUUGGAUAAAAAACCAACAUUAUUUAGUUUCCUUUGAACAUAUGAUGCAAACAGAAAAAUGUUGAAGUUUAUUCGUGGAAAAGGACAUCAGCCAACAGCUGAGCGACAAAAGCUCCAAAAGGAGUUGUAUGCAUUCCGGAAGACCGUGCAACAUGGCUUCCCUCACAAACCCUCCGCCAUCGCCUACGAUCCUCAACGUAAACUCAUGGCAAUUGGCACGCAAACGGGCGUCUUGAAAGUUUUCGGACAACCUGGCGUCGAAUUUUACGGGCAACAUACGCCUCCCCAAGGCGGCGGCGUUCAAGAUGUGCUCGUGCAGCAAAUUGAAUGGAUUCCCGACAGUGGGCGCUUAAUAACGCUCACUUCAGCGAAUUUAUUGACAUUAUGGGAGCCAGCAGGAACACUCAUGGUGCCUAUCAAAACGAUCAAAUUCGAUGGGAAACAAAAGAAAAUCUCGUCGUUGUGCUGUUCGUACGUCAAAGAUUACUUGUGGGUCGGCACCGAAGGCGGAAAUAUCUUCCAACUUGACAUCAAAACGUUGGAUCCGCUACCGGAGCCCGUCGUUUGUCACGAUGCCGUCUUGGAUCAAGCCCCGAAGGAGUAUCGACACAACAAUGCAGGCGCCAUCGAACAAAUUAAGCAACUUCCAUCGAAUUUCAAUCAUUUGCUGAUCUCCUACAAUCGUGGUUUAGCGAUUUUAUGGGAUCUGGAAGAGUCGAAGGUGCAUCGUGCUUACGUUUCGCCGGGUCAUGGACAAUCUGUGGGCUUGGAUGUCGAACAUGACGGCGAAAAAUUCACUUGGUAUCACGCAGAUGGCUCUUAUGCGACGUGGGAUGUCGACAACACAGAUCCGCCUGAAGAUCAAAACUACGUCCCGUAUGGCGUUGACCCGUGCAAAGCGAUUGAUCGUCUUGUUCGCGCUUUCCGUGGCGACGAUGAGCUCGUAAUUUUCUCCGGAGGCAUGCCACGAUCCGCCUACGGAGAUCAUCAAUGCGUUUCCGUGCAUUGCAAAGACGGCAGCAAAGUUGCUCUUGAUUUCACGUCGAAAGUAAUUGAUUUCUUUGUUACGCACGACGACGACGAACCGGAUCAGGCGCAAGUUUUGGUCGUUUUGUUGGAAGAAGAACUUGUGGCAUACGAUUUGACGGAUAAGACGUUGCCGCUUGUUGUGCCGCCGUAUUUGCAUUCGUUGCAUGCGUCGGCUGUGACAUGCAAUCACUUGGUUUCGGAUGUCACGCAGGAAAUUUUCGAUAAAAUUCGAAAAGCGGGCGAACAUCAAUACGAAAAUUGCUCGAAAAUUGCUUGGCCUGUUAUGGGAGGAACACUUCCAGAUCGUGAGGAGGACGAAGAAAACUUCCAUGGUUACGAAAUUUUGUUGACGGGACACGAAGAUGGUUCUGUGAAGUUUUGGGAUUGUACAAAAGUCAAUUUGACGCCUUUGUUACAGGUCAAAACUGCGCCAAUUUUCGGUCACGGCGAUCCCGAUUUCGACCAAGAACCGCAAGAAUCGAGCGAACCAAUGGAUGAAGGCGAACCUCCAUUCCGUAAAGCGGGUCAAUUUGAUCCUUACUCCGAUGAUCCUCGUCUCGCCGUGAAAAAAGUUGCUUUCUGCCCCAACACAGGAGUCUUGAUUGUCGCAGGAACCGCUGGAAAUGUCGUUUCAUUCAACUUUGAGGUAGAAUCCAAGUCCGCUGAACCGUUAAAAGUAACAACGAUGAAUUUGGUUAGCGAUCGUGAUGGCUUCAUUUGGAAGGGACACGAUCAAUUGAAGGUUCGCACAAAUCUCUUGCAAGAAUAUACAAAAGUUCAAGAAGGUUUGGAGGUUUUGAGUGUCUUGCAAGUAUUGCCUCCGGCGGCAAUUACGUGUGUUGCUCUCCAAACAAAAUGGAAUUUGGUUGCAGCGGGAACGGCUCAUGGUUUGGUGUUGUUUGACUAUCAACAUGAUACGCCAGUGUUCCAUAAAUGCACUUUGAAUCCGAAUGAUUUAACGGGAGCUGGCGAGACACUUUCUCGAAGAAAAUCCUUCAAAAAGACAUUGCGCGAGUCUUUCAGACGUUUGAGAAAGGGAAGAUCGACCAGAAAUAACCCGAAUGCACAAGCAGCUGCUCCUGCUGAAACUCGCCCAAUGGAACGUCAAAUCGAGGCUCGUCCCGUCGAUGAUGGCAUGGGAAGCAUGGUUCGUUGUCUAACAUUUGCUCACACGUACAUUACGAACACACAAACCCCGAUGGCAAGUUUGUGGUCAGGAACAAACUCGAGUUGCGUAUCUGUCUUUGUGAUCUAUCUCCCACCGAAGAAUGACGAUCCUGCAGCACCGCGACGACCAAUUACGGGUCAAUUGGCGAAGGAAAUUCAGUUGAAGCAUCGAGCUCCUGUCAUUGGAAUCACUUUGUAUGACAACGCUGCUGUUCCAUUAGAUUUCCAACAACCGGGACAAACAUCGGCGCCUCAUAAAGUAUUGAUUGCCUCCGAAGAGCAGUUUAAAGUAUUUUCAUUGCCACAAUUGAAGCCCGUUACGAAGUACAAGUUGACGGCGCAUGAAGGGGCACGUUCUCGCAAGAUCCAAUUCGCCUCAUUCACGUGCAAAGUAACGCCCGAAUUGUUGCAACCAAGUCCCGUGAAGCAAACAGGACCACAUCACGUUCAAUCGCCGCUCGCCACAAAUGCGACUCCCGCUCCUGCCGACGCAAACACAAGCUCCGACUUGAAUACAUCCGCAUCACAAGCCGUCCAUACCGAAAUCGGGCUCAUGUGUCUUACAAAUUUGGGCGAAUGCAUGGUACUUUCCGUGCCCGAAUUGAAACGACAAAUUAAUUCGUCAGCUGUUCGUCGCGAAGAUAUCAACGGAAUUUCGUCACUUUGCUUCACGACACACGGAGAAGCCUUGUACAUGUGCUCGUCUUCGGAAUUACAACGAAUCACAUUGUCAGCAACGAAAAUUGUCUCGGCAGAAGGAUCGGUAGAUUUGGAGCCUCUUAGCGAGGAACAAGCCAAUUCCGAUGAAGAUGAAGACACUUUGGAAGGAGAUAACGAAGAAAAAACUGUCGAUGAACAAAGUACUGUCGAAGUUGUGACUCCCGUUAGUGCAGCAGCUAAUUCUGUUACAAAUAACAAAGAAAAAGAAAUUGGAUACACAAACGGAAUUGAUACAUCUCCGACAAAAGGUCACAACGAUACAAUUGGAGAUAUUUCAACGAUGACAAUCGAUUCAGUUAAAGAUCACUUAAAUUCAACCGUUUCUACAAUUUGUUCCCAAACAACUGAGGAAAUUGUCGGACGCCUUUCUGUAUUGAGUACCAAUACAACAAAUGCCUUGUCUGUCGCCACAUCGAAGGAAAUAAUGGAUAUGAACAUGUCCAACAUCAAGGAUUUAAAAGAGUUUGGUGAUACAAUUGAGACAAACUCAUCAUCGACAGUCGUCAAAUCCGUUAUUACGUCUGUCACCCACACAAAUGGUACAAACGGAGAUGCCGAAACAAUUACAACGACUACCACAACACGUAAAGAAAGUCAGUUCUAAAAAGACAGCGGGAAAAUUCCUCGAACAAUAAAUGUAAUACAUAUACGUAUAACGGCAAAAUUGCAUAACUUCAUGAUUUUUAUGAUUACUUUAAUAUUGAUUGAAUAUUUUUUAUUAUGAUAUAAAUAAAUAUAUAUGAAACAACUACUUACUAAGUAUGAUUAACAUUAUGCCGCAUAUUGGCUCCAGAUUUAGUUUACGAACAUUUCCAUUUUAUUAUCUUUUCUAUGUAGCAAAAAAAAAACAUAAUUUAUAACGAACGAAAGACGUCCAGUUCAAAAGAUUUUUUUCUUAGUAGAAACUUCAUUUCCUUUAAUUGUUAUUAAUUGAUUAUUUUUAUUAUAUUUUUUAAUAAAAUAAGAUUUUAUUAAUAUUAUUAGUUAUUACUAUUAGUAUGAUCAUCAUUAUCUUCAAUCAUCAUCAACAUCUUUGUUGAUGCGGAAGAUUUUAAAAUAUAAGAAGAGAGAAAAGCAAAAUUUAUAGCAUUUUCGAACUAUUAACAUACAUAUUUGAUUAAUUUUAAGGCUUAUUACUUUUUUACAUGUU
Culicoides brevitarsis is the source of this 4620-nucleotide messenger RNA. RefSeq names its product lethal(2) giant larvae protein (gene l(2)gl). Lineage: Eukaryota; Metazoa; Arthropoda; Insecta; Diptera; Ceratopogonidae. The transcript has 13 exons. The record is from RefSeq and is a predicted model, not a curated record. Gene Ontology annotation, molecular function: myosin II binding; GTPase activator activity; syntaxin binding. Bases 613 to 4074 code for a protein of 1153 amino acids. Gene Ontology annotation, cellular component: cortical actin cytoskeleton; cytoplasm; plasma membrane. Gene Ontology annotation, biological process: regulation of establishment or maintenance of cell polarity; cortical actin cytoskeleton organization; establishment of spindle orientation.